This is a messenger RNA of Fusarium verticillioides 7600, 2768 nucleotides long. RefSeq names its product histone deacetylase 6/10. The transcript is spliced from 6 exons. Bases 335 to 2545 code for a protein of 736 amino acids. The record is from RefSeq and is a predicted model, not a curated record. Gene Ontology annotation, cellular component: histone deacetylase complex. Lineage: Eukaryota; Fungi; Ascomycota; Sordariomycetes; Hypocreales; Nectriaceae. Gene Ontology annotation, biological process: chromatin organization. Gene Ontology annotation, molecular function: histone deacetylase activity.
AGCUGAGCCUCACUUCUCCUUCCACUCCAUCUCAUACAUCUAAUCUCAGAGCUAAUAUCGACCACCGCGAUUAAACCCGAUCGCGCAUCUCAACCCACCACUCAGCAUUAGACUUACUCAUAUCAAACUUCUCUAGAAUCUCCUUAUAAGAGUCUAGCGUAUGCUCUCACGUCUUCAUAACCUCUCCUCGCUGUUGCGAUCGCGCCAUACUUAGCAAGGAUCCAACUGCUAGUGUUUAUUUACUUCAGUGAUCCAUAGGCUUUGGCUCUCUCAAGCAUAUUCGCAACUCCUGGGGUCGUCAGACCUUCAGUGAGGAUAUUGAAGAUUGCCUGCCAUGGAGACAAACAUCACAGAUGCUGUUGAUCAUCCAAUGAAGGAUGCAGAAGCGCCUAAUGGGUUCAGUCGUACUAGCAACACCAGCAUCGACGACGAUGAUACGGCAUCCGAGGAUCCAUGCGAGGACGAUGAAGAUCCAUCACCUCAAGAUAUAACCUUCGACCAGAUGCGCCGUAGAGGUUUGCUGCCAACAGGCUGCUGUUACGAUGACCGGAUGAAGUUGCAUAUGAAUGCGGACUUUUCACCCAACGCACAUCAUCCUGAAGAUCCCCGUCGUAUCCACGAGAUAUUCAAGGCGUUCAAGAAGGUUGGCCUCGUCUAUACAGGCCCCGAGGCAGAGUUGCCAAGAAUCAUGCGGGAGUGUCCCACGCGUUAUAUGUGGCGCAUACCUGCUCGUGCUGCCACCCGAGAGGAGAUUUGCCUCGCCCAUCAUCCUGAUCACUUUAGAUGGGUAGAAAACCUUGACAAGAUAAGUUCGGCCGAGCUUCGAGAACUGACUAGGCAAUAUGAUCAAGGGCGGGAAUCUCUCUAUGUUGGUAGUAUGUCUUAUCAGGCCGCCCUACUUUCAGCUGGGGGAGCCAUCGAAACCUGCAAGAACGUCGUGACUGGUCAAGUCAAGAACGCAUUCGCCGUGAUCAGGCCACCAGGCCAUCACGCAGAGUUUGAUGCGCCAAUGGGGUUUUGUUUCUUCAACAACGUUCCAGUAGCAGUCAGGGUCUGCCAACAGGACUAUCCAGACAUUUGCCGAAAGGUUCUCAUCCUGGACUGGGAUGUUCACCACGGUAACGGUGUCCAAAACAUUUUCUAUCGGGACCCAAACGUCUUAUAUAUCUCUCUCCACGUCUACCAGAACGGUCUCUUCUAUCCCGGUAAACCCCCCAAUGAUAUGACACCGGAUGGUGGAAUCGACAAAUGCGGAACAGAAGCUGGCCUUGGUAAAAACAUUAAUAUCGGCUGGCACGACCAAGGCAUGGGCGAUGGGGAAUACAUGGCGGCAUUCCAGAAGAUCGUGAUGCCUAUCGCCAAAGAGUUCAAUCCGGAUCUCGUGGUUAUCUCUGCGGGAUUUGAUGCUGCUGAUGGCGAUGAGCUAGGGGGCUGCUUCGUUUCCCCCAGCUGCUACGCUCAUAUGACACACAUGUUGAUGUCCUUGGCUGACGGAAAGGUUGCAGUGUGUCUAGAGGGAGGGUACAAUCUUAAGGCUAUCUCAGUGUCUGCAGUGGCCGUUGCGAAGACGCUCAUGGGUGAACCGCCACCAAAGAUGGAAAUUCCUAAGAUCAAUAAGGAGGCUGCACGCAUACUUGCCAAAGUUCAAGCUCAUCAAGCCCCAUAUUGGGAGUGUAUGAGGGCAGGCAUUGUUCGCAUUCCUACCGACAUCCAGCCAACGAUAUCCAGCCGCCUGCACGACGUGAUCAGAAACGCUCAGAGGCAGGUUCUGCAAGCAAAGCACAACAUGAUACCUCUCUACAUCCAGCGCGAGCAUCUAUACAAGUCAUACGAGAACCAGGUCCUAGUGACACCAGGCCUCCACAAGGAAAAGAAGGUUCUCAUUAUCAUUCACGAUCCUCCCGAGCUUCUGGCUCAGCCAGAUGUUAUAGACAGAUCUGUCGAUCCUCACAAUGCCUGGGUGGUUGAUGGCGUAACAGACUACAUUGACUGGGCAGUUGAUCAAAAGUUCGGUGUCAUGGACGUUAAUAUUCCAGCCUAUGUCACCCACGACGAGGAAUCUGACUCUUAUGUACCUGGUUUCAAAGAGAAGGCUCUCUCGGAACAGAUCCAGACGUUGGUGUGUUACCUGUGGGACAAUUACUUGCAGCUCUAUGAUGCCAAUCACAUUUUCGUCAUGGGCGUUGGCAAUGCAUAUCUUGGAGUCAAAGUCCUUCUCAUAAACCGAGAUUGCAAGUCUAGAAUCUCUGGGGUGGUAAACUUCGCCAAUGGAACGCUCAGGCCAGUCAAGUCAGAGUUUGAUUCAGAUCUAUCGUCGUGGUAUAAAGAGAACUCACGAGUCUACAUUGCAGGCGAUCAUGCAUGCUGGGCUGAUCCUGAUCUGACUCGAAAAGUUAACAAGCGACGUUUCGGGACAGUCGUUCGUAGUCCAAUGUUUGGUCUGAACAAGAUGAUGGCGCAUCACGCCAAGGAGGCGCGGGAUUGGAUUCUCGAGAGGGUCGAAGAAGUAGCAGAUGCUGAUAUGACUGAAGAUGAAAAGUCAUAGAUGCGGUCUCGGAAACGAUGUUAGUUACAAGUUAGGAGAAGCUGGGUGUUCCCUUGUUUAGGGGUAAUGUUCUUGCUCUAGCAGGUCUUGUGAGUAGCGCAACCAGAGAUAGAGUCUGUUUUCCUUACGUGUGUUCUUUAUUAUAUACCUUUAGGCAGUGCCUCUGUAAUAGUGCCCUAUUUAUCACCUAUAGAAGUCCUAAUAACUGUCGCACGGAUAUGAC